GUGGACAAGAACCCGAAACCCGGCCCAACCCGCAGCAACCGAUGGUAAAGAAAAAAUUUGGGUCAGGUUAACUCGGGUUACGGGUUUUGCGGGUGCAGUAGACGGUUUCAAAUGGGUAUAGUUGGGCGGGUCCGGUUCAACAAAUUGAACCUGCAGGUACCCAUACUAACCCGUAGCUACGGUACUCUUAAAAACGCAGCGUUUAUAUUGUUCAGUCCUACUAACAUUUUUGGUAGCAUUAUACAAACACAAACCUAGCAUUUCAGAAUUUCUCCCUCUCUCAUCUCUUCAUGUGACGAAGACGAACCCUAAAUACCAUCCGUGGAUCUCCUUCUAUUUUGCGCCGCUGUUCAUCCCCUUCCAUUUUGUGCCGCCGUCGAUUAGGGAUGCUGUUCAUGUAGAUAUGUUCUUCAAACACGGUUGCAAAUAUUUCCCUUUCGACAAAGCUUCCGCUGAUACGUUGCUAAAGUCUUGGAUACUCAGGCUCCCAUAUGCUUGUAUUGUUUCUACCAUCUGGAAACACCCUAACAGAUGGAUCAAGGUCAGCAUAGCAUGGAAGGAGUCUUAGAGCAAGGACAAUGUAACUUGAGGGUUCAGCCUAAUCAAAAUCUACCAGUUAAUGAAAUUGGUUCAACUGCAAUGGCUGCACCUGUUGCACCUGAAUUAGUUGAUGCGCAACCUUCAAAGAAAAGGAAAUCUAGUGCAAGUGGUUCUAGGCAAUCAUCUGCUUGCUGGGAACAUUUUAUUAGGCUACCCGAUGACUUAGUUGAUGCUCCCACUGCAGCUUGCAAACACUGCCACAAAAAAUACUUGUGUGACCCUAGGACUCACGGCACCACCAACUUGAACCAUCAUAUUAAAAAAUGUCCUAAGAUGCCCCUUGCUGUGUCAACUGACCCCACACAAACUAUUCUAACAUACCCAACUGUAGAUGGUGACCUGGCUCAAGUUAGCUCUAGAUUUGACAAGAAAGCUUGUAGGAGUGCUUUGUCAAUUUUUGUAGUGCUAGAUGAGCUGCCUUUUAGUGCAGUGGAACGUGAAGGGUUUAAAUUUUAUUCUAAAGUAAUGCAGCCCCAGUUUUCCAUCCCAUCUAGGCGUACAGUAGCUAGGGACUGUUUUCAGCUACACUUGGAUGAAAAAGAAAAAUUAAAGGCCUUUUUUAAGUCUGAUUGCAAUAGGGUAGCACUUACUACCGAUUGUUGGAAUUCUCUACAAAAUCUCAACUACUUGACCCUUACGGCACACUUUGUGGAUAACGAAUGGAAGUACCAAAAAAGAAUUAUAAGCUUUGCCGUAAUACCAGACCACAAGGGUGGCACUGUAGGUAGGAAGAUUGAAGAAGUGUUAAAGGAUUGGGGGAUUAGGAAUGUGUCAACCAUAACUGUUGAUAAUGCCACUGCAAAUGAUGUGGCUGUGACAUAUCUGAAGAAAAAAAUAGCAAAUAUGAAUGGGUUGAUGGGAGAUGGAGAAUGUUUUCAUAUGAGGUGUUCUGCUCAUAUUUUGAACUUGGUGGUAAAUGAGGGGUUGAAAGAUAAACAUUUAGCUGUAACUAGUGUUAGGGAUGCUGUUAGAUUUGUCAAGUCAUCACCUCAAAGGGGAGCCAAGUUUAAAGAAUGCAUCGAAUUUGCUGAAAUAACUUGUAAAAAAUUGGUUUGUCUCGAUGUUUUAACUCGUUGGAACGCGACAUAUUUAAUGCUAGAGGCUGCAGAGAAGUUUCAAUUCGCAUUUGAAAAACUUGAGGAUGAAGACUCGAGCUACAGGGAGUUCUUUGGAAAAGGUAAUCCCCCUAGUAGUGAUGAUUGGGACAUUGCUAGGGCUUUUUCCGAUUUUCUAAAGUUAUUCUAUGACGCAACUAAGAUUUUUUCCACCUCUCAAAAUGUGAGUUUGCAUACUUGUUUUCACCAAGUGUCUUCCAUUUAUUGUGAGUUGCAGCAAGCUAUUAUGAACUUAAAUUAUAUUUUUGCAAGUGUGGGUGGGGAUAUGAUGGAAAAGUAUAAUAAGUAUUGGGGGAGUGCUGAUAAGAUGAACAAAAUGAUAUAUUUUGGUAUUAUUCUUGAUCCAAGAUACAAGUUGAGAUUUAUUGAGUGGACUUUUAAGGAUAUGUAUGGAGUUGAAUCCAAGCUUGGUAAUGACUUGCUCAAAGCUAUAAAAGAGAGUUUACAAAAGUUGUAUGAUUGGUAUAAUCAAGCUUAUGACCAAAAACUCAAUUCUGGACAGCCUCUUGGUAGUGGUGGACAAGCAUCCAAUUCAGAUACAAACGCUACUGCUGUAUGUUCUUCAGUUAUGGCUAGAGCCGAAGCUUUUGAGCAACAUUUAGAGGAACAAGACUCGAUUGAUCAAGAAAAUGAGCUUGAGGGUUAUAAUUCUACUAAGUGUGUCAAAAAGGAUCCUAAUUUUGACAUUCUUAUAUGGUGGAAACACAAUUCAGCUCAAUAUCCUGUUUUAUCUACAAUGGCUAAAGAUAUUUUAGCCACACCGGUGUCUACCGUUGCUUCUGAAAGUGCUUUCAGCACAGGAGGAAGAGUCAUAGAAACCUACAGGACCUCUCUAACAGCUGAAAUGGCAGAGGCAUUAAUUUGCACCCAGAAUUGGUUAAAGCCUUCUUUUACAUAUUUCAAAGACAUGAACCUCAUGGAAGAUUUUGAGCUUUCAGAAGAUAUUGUAACAGAGUUUCAAGAAAUGUCAGCAAGAGCAAGAGGAGGAUCCGGGAAUUCAGGUGUUUCGUCAUCACAUUCCCAGCCACAACCUUCUGGUUGUGCUUGAAAAUUCAGAUCAACUAUGUUUUUUGAUUUUUUUGAAGUCAUACAUGACUUAAAUAUUACUACUCAAUGGCCUAGUAAAGAAUAAUUAUUUUGUCGCGUGGAUUUUGAAGAAGCUAGUUGGGCUAUUACGCAAAAGAAUCCAUCGUAUUUUGCUUCAAUUUUUCUUUACCAGUGACAUUACAGAUGCUGCUGGAUAUGAAUCUAAAAGUCCCAUAUGCUGCUGCACUUAGGUGUGUUUUAGUGGUGAAUCUUUGACACAUCAAGCUUACAAGAUACUAAUAUUAAAUUGUAUCAGCUUAUAUAAUAGCACUAAGUUCUUGGAUAUACUCUUGCAAGUAGAACACCAGCUUAUUUUCAUCAGUGAAGAAUGCUUGCAGUAGGUAUAUAUUGGAAUUGUUUUGACUAAGGGACUGUAUUGCUAUAGUGGGUGUUAAUACUAUUAUUAUUUAAAUUUCAUCAGUGAAGAAUGCUUACAGGAGGUGUAUAUUGGAAUUGUUGAGUAAGAGACUGGUUUGCUAUAGUGGUUGAUAAUACUAUUAUUAUUUAAGUUAUAAUUUGAAAAAUUUAUGUAGUAAUUUGGAUUUAUGUUGAAUUUAAAUUGUAGUAAUUUGUAGUUCAAUAACCCGAUUAAACCGUUUGUAUUAACCCGAGGCCCGUCACAACCCAACCCGGCCAAACCGAUCAAGAAAAUGGGCGGAAAUGGGUUUAUAUAGUUCAACCGCGGGUUCGGUUGGGUGAGGUUUUUGGGCCCGAAACCGCCCAACCCGGCCCGUUGUCCAGCCCUACCUGCCACAUAUUCAAAAUAAAGAUUCUGUGUGCAAGCCCCCAGCUUAGGGGCUAAAGGGACGAAAUCUUCAUAUUAUAAAGGAAA
Vicia villosa (hairy vetch) is the source of this 3633-nucleotide messenger RNA. Its product is annotated as zinc finger BED domain-containing protein RICESLEEPER 2-like. The record is from RefSeq and is a predicted model, not a curated record. Lineage: Eukaryota; Viridiplantae; Streptophyta; Magnoliopsida; Fabales; Fabaceae. Gene Ontology annotation, molecular function: DNA binding; protein dimerization activity. The coding region runs from base 532 to 2763 and encodes 743 amino acids. The transcript is spliced from 8 exons.